AUGUUGUUCUGGAUAUUCUUUAUUGUCGUCGGCUUAACCGGUAAGGUCUGACAUUGCAGGGGAAUAUGUAUUGUUUUAGUGGCCGAAGAAGAUCCCGAGCUACGGGGUAACAAACUGGUCAUGGUGACGGAUCCAACAACACCAACCACUCCGACCACGCCUACUACUCCAACUACCCCAACAACUCCUACUACUCCGACGACACCGACUACUCCGACCACUCCGACAACGCCAACUACACCGACAACCCCUACUACCCCCACAACCCCCACUACGCCAACCACACCAACGACUCCCACCACGCCAACAACGCCUACAACUCCUACGACGCCGACAACUCCAACUACACCAACCACACCAACAACACCUACCACUCCCACUACCCCCACCACUCCUACAACUCCGACUACCCCUACAACACCAACUACCCCUACUACUCCGACGACACCGACCACUCCGACAACGCCAACUACACCGACAACGCCUACUACCCCAACAACGCCCACAACUCCGACUACACCGACCACACCGACGACUCCGACAACUCCUACCACUCCUACAACUCCGACUACACCUACUACACCAACCACACCGACAACUCCAACUACCCCAACAACGCCGACAACUCCGACGACACCCACAACUCCAACAACACCCACCACGCCUACUACCCCUACGACACCGACAACUCCGACUACACCAACAACACCUACCACCCCCACUACUCCCACUACCCCCACAACUCCAACAACCCCUACUACUCCUACAACCCCUACCACCCCAACAACUCCAACUACUCCUACAACUCCCACCACGCCUACAACCCCUACUACUCCAACCACUCCAACAACUCCAUCACGUAAGUAAAUUUCUCCUCGAAAGUGCAUGAAAACCCGCCUCACGGCAACCAAGGGACUCUUCCGUCUCGUUUCGGCGCUUCGCCCGCCUAGUAUCGGUCGAAUUCAAACGAAAUGUCAAGAGCAAAUUUUCCGUGUGGUUUUCCGACCGAAAAAUAUUUUUCUCGGAUGUAUUUUAUUUCUUUUGCCAAUUUUGACACUUCGUUUGGACGAAAUUCAAAAGUGGGCCGGAGACAUUUUUCUUCCAUUUUGGGUUGCCGUGCGCCUCUGCCUUUACCAAAAAGGACCGUUUAUUUUCAGAAAUGUGCGUCGACGGCGCUACAAACUGCGCUGACUUCAAGAGCCAAUGCGGAACCCCAAAAAUGCAGACAUACUGUAAGAACACCUGUGGUCUCUGCGCCUCGAGUUCACCUAAACCUCAGCCAACCAAAGGUAACAGGAGAAAUCUCUGACCUUUAUAUUGCUAUUCUUUCUGCAUACAAAAGCGAAAAUGUUUUAGAAUGCAAUGACGGCGCGACCAACUGUGCCGAUUUCAUAAGUCAGUGUGGUACGCCCAAGAUUCAGGAGUACUGUAAACAUACUUGUGGACUCUGCGGGUCCAGCCCUGCACCCCCUGCACCGCCUUCCUCGAGUAAGUUCAAGCAAAAAAAAAUUAUUGUCGCUUUAGAUUUCCGGUCAAUAUCAGGAAAUAAAAAUCGGGAAAUUUUUUUGGUUCACCUGAAUAUUACAAUGACGGACCUGAUCCAGUGGCAAAAAACGAGCCAUUUUGUAUCCGGGAAGUCUCAAAAAUGUGGCAAAAUACCUCCCUCUCCAAGUUAAAAGACUCCAGUUUCAAGAACCACUCCUUUUUGUGAGAAAAAGGGCGGUCUUCAAAACGGAGUUUUUUAAUUGCAGAGGGAGGCAUUUUGCCACAUUUUUGAUACUUCGCUGAUGCAAAAUGAAAGUUUUUUAGCACUCCAUUAGGUCCGCCGCCGUAUACGUAUAUUUCAGUCAGAUAUUCCGACUUUUUCAGGCUGCGUCGACGGAGCCACCAACUGUGCCCAAUUCAGCGGACAAUGCGGAACACCAAAGAUGAAGACCUUCUGCAAGAAGACAUGCGGCGUAUGCUAA
Molecule: messenger RNA, 1967 nt
Organism: Bursaphelenchus xylophilus (pine wood nematode)
Lineage: Eukaryota; Metazoa; Nematoda; Chromadorea; Rhabditida; Aphelenchoididae
Source: the annotation of a GenBank genome assembly